AUGGUUUCCGCUGUCUCGAGUCUGGCCGCGUCGUGCGUACAGAAGAUUCAUGGCUUCCAAUUCAUCACGACCCCUGCAUGGUCACUCGCCGAUCCUUCGUUCCAUUUCCUUGCACCGUCACGCCUGCACACGGGUUCUACAACCAGAAGUUUUUUCACGCAAGUGACUCCUCAGCCUCCUUCGUCGUCGCUCUCUCUUUCUCCCCAGCGGACGUCUGUUCAACCUUUCCGCCGGAAUGUUCGACGUAACGCGAUUAAGAUAGACCGCAGUCGUCAACCUAGCAGACCCGAGGGCGAGGUGACAAGCGAAGCGGAUUUGGACACGUGUCCGGCGGAGUGCGUUCGCGAGAUCAAAUCGCAGAGGGAGCUUGACGUGAUUCUAGAGCACGCGGACCGGAAUAACAUCUUAGUGGUGGUGGACUUUUUCCGCACGGCGUGCGGGAGCUGCAAGUACAUCGAGCAAGGGUUUGCGAAACUGUGUCGCGCCGAAGGCGAUCUGGGGGAUCCCGUUAUUUUUCUCAAACAUAACGUUAUGGAUGACUAUGAUGAGCAAUCCGACAUCGCUGAAGCACUGCGGAUUAAGGUGGUCCCUCUCUUCCACUUCUACAUGCACAAAACCCUCGUGGAAUCUUUUCCCACACGUGAAAAGGCCCGCAUUCUCGAAACCAUCCAGAAAUAUGUGCCAAAUUUCCAGUCAGAUGACGAGUUUCUCGACGAUGAGUAUUUCCCGAGUGACGAGGAGUGA
Messenger RNA from Closterium sp. NIES-65, 744 nucleotides. The record is from the annotation of a GenBank genome assembly. NCBI's taxonomy places the organism in Eukaryota, Viridiplantae, Streptophyta, Zygnematophyceae, Desmidiales, Closteriaceae.